Messenger RNA from Nematolebias whitei (Rio pearlfish), 1859 nucleotides. It is a transcript of the gene klhl2, whose product is annotated as kelch-like family member 2. Gene Ontology annotation, molecular function: protein binding. The record is from RefSeq and is a predicted model, not a curated record. The transcript is spliced from 15 exons. NCBI's taxonomy places the organism in Eukaryota, Metazoa, Chordata, Actinopteri, Cyprinodontiformes, Rivulidae. The coding region runs from base 45 to 1859 and encodes 604 amino acids.
GUCGCCGUGAUUCAACCCUUCGAAGAGGACCUUGUGGAGAUGGAAUGGUGCAGUCUGCUGGGACAAGUUUUCAGCCUCUGAAAAACACCGGAAUCAUGGACAGUCCGCUGUGCACCCGACUUUGUCCACACUCUCUGGACAAGGAGGAUGGAGCGGAGAAACAAAGUCCUGUCACUCUGAACCCUCGGCAUAUGAGGAAGGCGUUUAAAGUCAUGAAUGAGCUGCGCAGCCAGAGCCUGUUGUGCGACGUGACUAUAGUUGCAGAAGAUGUGGAGAUUGCUGCUCACAGAGUGGUUUUGGCUGCUGGAAGCCCUUACUUUCAUGCUAUGUUUACUGGGGAGAUGGCAGAGAGCAGGGCCAAACGAGUGAGAAUAAAGGAAGUGGACGGCUGGACGCUGGGCCUGCUGGUGGACUAUAUCUACACAGCAGAGAUACAAGUCACAGAGGAUAAUGUUCAGGCUCUCCUGCCAGCAGCAGGACUUCUUCAGCUCAUCGAGGUAAAAAAGGCUUGUUGUGAGUUCCUGAGCUCUCAGCUGCAUCCGUCCAACUGUCUGGGGAUACGAGCCUUCGCCGACCUACAUGCCUGCUCCCAACUCCUUGCACAGGCUAAUAGCUAUGCAGAGCAAUAUUUCACUGAGGUGGUUGGAACUGAAGAGUUUCUCAAUCUGGGCAUGGAGCAAGUGUCCAGCCUGAUCGCCAGCGAUAAGCUCACCAUCCAUACAGAAGAGAAGGUUUUUGAAGCAGUGAUAGCUUGGGUAAACCACGACAAAGAUGUCCGCCAGGAACACUUGGCUCACCUGAUGGAGCAUGUCCGCCUACCGCUCCUCUCCAGAGAAUACCUGGUGCAGCGUGUGGAAGAGGAGUCCCUGAUCAAGAACAGCAGUGCAUGUAAAGACUACCUGAUCGAGGCCAUGAAGUACCACCUUCUACCAGCUGACCAGAGAGCUCUGAUGAAGACGGCUCGCACCCGAAUGAGAACUCCCGCCUGCUGUCCGAAGGUGAUGGUAGUGGUUGGAGGUCAGGCUCCUAAAGCUAUCCGGAGUGUUGAGAUUUAUGACUUUGAGGAACAGCGAUGGCACCAAGUGGCUGAACUCCCUACCAGGAGGUGCAGAGCAGGUGUGGUUUACAUGAGUGGGUGUGUGUAUGCGGUUGGCGGUUUCAACGGCUCUUUGCGUGUGCGGACGGUGGACUGUUACGACCCGGUGAUGGAUCGCUGGACGAGUGUGAGCAGCAUGCAGGAUCGGCGCUCUACGCUCGGUGCUGCUGUCCUGAACGGACUCCUCUAUGCUGUCGGAGGCUUCGACGGCAGCACGGGCCUUUCCACAAUCGAAGCGUACAACGCCAAGACAGACGAGUGGUUCCACGUGUUGCCCAUGAGCACCAGGCGCAGCAGCGUAGGAGUGGGUGUUGUCAACGGGGUCCUGUAUGCUGUUGGAGGUUACGAUGGAGCCACCAGGCAGUGUUUAAGUACCGUAGAAGCCUACAAUUCUAAAAGCAACACAUGGAGUUAUAUAGCAGAGAUGGGCACGAGACGCAGUGGAGCAGGUGUAGGUGUGUUGAAAGGUUUGUUGUAUGCUGUGGGGGGGCAUGACGGUCCGUUAGUGAGAAAGAGCUGUGAAGUCUAUGAUCCAGCUUCAAACAGCUGGCGACAGGUUGCUGACAUGAACAUGUGUCGACGCAACGCAGGUGUGUGUGCUGUAAACAACUUGCUGUAUGUGGUGGGAGGAGAUGAUGGUAGUUGUAAUUUGGCCUCGGUGGAGUUCUACAAUCCGAACACGGAUAAGUGGACGCUACUGCCGACCUGCAUGAGCACAGGCCGCAGUUAUGCAGGUGUGACCAUGAUCGACAAGCCCUUAUGA